Prorocentrum cordatum is the source of this 819-nucleotide messenger RNA. The record is from the annotation of a GenBank genome assembly. Lineage: Eukaryota; Dinophyceae; Prorocentrales; Prorocentraceae.
GGCCACAAGCAGGUGAUCGAUGGCGUGAUCGCCCGUCUGGACCAGUCCGAGGUCCACCUGAAGGAGGAGGCCCCUGCGGAGGCGAGUGUCGUCGAGAGUGUGGCUGCGAUCGAGGGGGCGUUUGCUUCGUCCCCUGCCGUCGUCGCGCGCGGCUUGCCCGCCACGACCACCCCCACCACAGUGAUGGAGACGCCGUUGAAGCGAGCUGCCACCUCACAGCCGGAGGUCGUCGGGCUUGCCGUCAAGCGGAUGCGCUUCGAGGAUCAGUUGCCGCAGCUGUUGUGCAAGUGGCGGCUGGACGAGCACCAGGAAAUCAAGCCCGAGGAGUGGAACCGCCGCAGGCCCGAGAGUUACCGUCGUCGGGUCUCGGCCGAGGUGCUGUCGGAGAUCUACUCAGCGAGGAAGACGGCCGAUGCCUGGGCGCGCGACUUCAUCCGGUACCGUGGGUUGAACGAUGGUCACAUGGCGCGGGAGAUGAUCACGGCCUUCGUCGCGGUGGACACGCCGGUGAUGACCGACCGCCAGAAGGGCCUCGUCAACCUGGUGAGCUUCGAGUGGCUGGCGCGAAUGGUGUGCGCUAUCGUGAGGGUCGACCGCAACGUCCACAGCCGCGACGACGGGAGGCGUCUCAAUGCUGCCAAGAACUGGAAGUCGGAGUUGGACUGGGAGGCGGCGCACCGCUUGGACCCGCAGUUUACCGACGAGAGUACUAUUCGGGCGAUGAUCGUCGAGGAAGAGAUGAAGAGGGCCAUGGGUCGCGACGCGGAGCUGAUGGAGGCGCCCGCCGACCUAGACGGUGGUGCGGAAGCCCCGCCGUGA